Alternaria alternata is the source of this 1612-nucleotide messenger RNA. Its product is annotated as Deoxyhypusine synthase. Gene Ontology annotation, molecular function: deoxyhypusine synthase activity. The transcript has 2 exons. Bases 140 to 1213 code for a protein of 357 amino acids. Gene Ontology annotation, cellular component: cytoplasm. Lineage: Eukaryota; Fungi; Ascomycota; Dothideomycetes; Pleosporales; Pleosporaceae. The record is from RefSeq and is a predicted model, not a curated record. Gene Ontology annotation, biological process: peptidyl-hypusine biosynthetic process.
AUCUGCCGCCGCACCGACUCACAAAUAGCACAUUACGAAAGCUGCAAACGUCGAGAGUGCGCCGAGCAGUCCGAACACACGUCAAAUUAUCCAGGCAGUGCUGCUCCAUCGACCGUUCACCACAAAAACGCCUAUCACCAUGGCUAGCAGCUCUUCGGCCCCUACUGGCGCCACUGAUGCAGUCUUGAAGCCAUCCGAGCCCGUGCCUGAGGGUGCGCAAGAAGUGCAGGGCAUCGACUUCAACCAGUAUACGUCGCGCAGCAUCACAGUCGAGGAGCUGGUGGGCGGUUAUGCCAACAUGGGCUUCCAGGCAACUUCGGUGGGAGAGGCUGUGCGAAUCAUCAACGACAUGCGCGCAUGGAAGGACACUGAGACAAAUGAGCCCACGACGAUAUUCCUUGGAUACACGUCGAACCUCAUAUCUUCGGGUCUGCGCGAGACACUACGGUACCUGGUCCAGCACAAACACGUCUCUGCCAUCGUGACAACUGCAGGCGGUGUUGAAGAAGACUUCAUCAAAUGUCUUGCGCCAACCUACCUCGGCGCUUUCUCUACUCCCGGCGCCGGGCUGCGAGCGAAGGGCAUGAACCGCAUCGGUAAUCUUGUCGUCCCUAACAGCAACUACUGCGCGUUCGAGGACUGGGUAGUGCCUAUCCUGGACAAGAUGCUGGAGGAGCAGGAGGCAAGUAAGAAGACAGACGAGCCAUUGCACUGGACACCAAGCAAAAUCAUCCACCGUCUGGGCAAGGAGAUCGACGACGAGCGAUCCGUCUACUACUGGGCAUGGAAGAACGAUAUUCCAGUGUUUUGCCCGGCGCUGACAGACGGAAGCCUGGGCGACAUGUUGUACUUUCACACAUUCAAGUCGUCACCAGAACAGCUACGCGUCGACAUCGUAGAGGACAUCAGGAAGAUAAACACGAUCGCAGUACGCGCGAAGAGGACCGGCAUGAUUGUCCUAGGUGGAGGACUAGUGAAGCAUCACAUCGCCAACGCGAACUUGAUGCGCAAUGGAGCUGAUAGUGCGGUGUACAUCAACACGGCGCAAGAAUUUGACGGGAGUGAUGCGGGAGCGCGGCCAGACGAGGCUGUCAGUUGGGGGAAGAUCAAGCUAGAUGGAGAUAGCGUCAAAGUAUACGCAGAGGCGACGGUAGUGUUCCCGCUCAUCGUUGCGGCCACGUUCGCACGGGUUCAGCGGUCGCAAGGGCAAUGACGAAAUGCAACUUGUAGCACACCAACAGCUCGUAUAAUGGUGACGGAGACACUGCUGUUGACCGAAAUAAGUGGGCUGGUAUGGGAGCCAUGACUGCUGUAUGGAGCAACGUUGUUGGCGCGGAGAGCUGACGCAGGGAAGGCGCGGUCGGGCCCACCUUCCCCACUAGUCUCAAAGCUCUAGCGUGACUGCCUAGCCGGUCACUGUGGAGCGUUAAUCGAUAAGGGGAGCUGAGCUUCGUGUUGAUGAUGCUGAUGACGAUGGCGCCAUGCCUGCGCAGCCUUGUGCUAUGAGUCAACUAGCAACUUGGGUAUUCUGAGAGGCUGUGAAGGGCGCAGAGCCUCCAGGUUGAAGGCGUUGAUGCUCAAGCUCCAUCGGUUCGGGAUAGCGCAGCGCGUG